CGUGGAGACAUCCGUGAGUGGUGGACGCACUCUCGUUGCCAGUGGUGAGGACUCUGUGUUCCCAAAAAUAAGCCCUGUCGCCUCUUCUGUGCUUCAGCUCCUCCGGGGAGCCCAUCUCGAGUGCGUGCCGGGCGCCUGGGUGGCCGCGAAAGUGGGUGAUGGAGCAGUGAAUGGACGCCGCAUGAAAGAGUAAUGAGCGCGGGAGUGUAUCGAUUUGCAAGAGGUGCCCCUUUUUGCCGGAGCCGCACACAGGAGAGUUAUGUGCUGUGAAUACAAUUGGGGUGCAAAAUCGACCCUCCGUGGUAGCUUCCCAUUGACUUGCUGAGGGUGGAAAAAUUUUCAACCGCUUCUGGCCCCCUUGUAAAUGUGUAUUUCUUCCAUUGUGCGAAAAAUCGUGAGUGGAUUGCUCAAGAAGACUUGAGGAAUUCUAUGUACAACAUCUUCUGACCCGCGCGCACCGCCAUCGCAUUGAAUCUGCACCCUCGCAUGGAGUAGUUGCAUCAGAAAAGUUGGCAGAAAGUGGCGAAAUCACAUCACUGAGAUUCUCCCAGUAUUGAUUUGAAUCUCUUGCGGAAAAGGAUUGAAAAUGCCUGGAAUCGUUGUGUUCAAACGAAGAUGGUCCGUGGGAUCGGAUGACCUCGUGGUGCCAGGUGUCUUUCUAGUAACAAUUCACGCCAUUUGGCUUUUCAUACUCGCUCUAGUUCUAGGCCUCGUACAGUACGAUAAUUCCGUGCGAUGCAUAGAAUUGAUGUGGCUGUAUAAAAUAGGAUAUGCUGUUGUAUUAAUUGUUUCUUUGCUAGUGGAAGUAACAAUAUGUGUAAUCUCAAUGAGAGGAAGUAUUCUGGAGACAAGUCUGCGGACAUCGAUGAAUUACUGGGUGUAUUUGAAGCUAUUUGUGAUAUUAAUAGAAAUUGCAUGGCUGGCGAUGGGUAUUGUGUGGCUGAAGGAGUUCUAUAUGGAUUGUCCAAUAGCGGAGGCCAAAGAAGUGAUGUUCGGUCUAAUAGUCUGCAAUUUCAUAGUGGUAUUUGUUAUAAUUGGCACCAUUUGGUGUACCUUCGACACGGCCGGCAGAUCCUGGGUGAAGAUGAAGAAGUACCAGAGGUCAAUGAAGGAGUCGGAGUCGCGCUUCAACUAUCGCAGGAGUGGGAGUCGCAACAGGAAUUGGCGCCAGCGGAAAGUCAUCAGGGCGUACCAGGAUAGUUGGGACCAUCGAUGCCGACUCCUGUUCUGCUGCAUGGGCUCUUCAGAGCGCAACAGGAACUCUUUCACAGACAUCGCCAGGCUUCUCAGCGACUUCUUCCGGGACUUGGACGUGGUGCCGUCGGAUGUGGUAGCGGGAUUGGUGCUGCUCAGGAAGUUCCAGAGACUGGAGAGGGAAGCUAUCGUGAGACAACGCAAGAAUGGCAUCUAUGAAUUUCUGAGUGGUGCACCGAUCACGGAAGAGACGCAAUUCCUAGCUUUAAACGACAGUCGUGAUUUCAAUUUUUUCCAAACGGUCAUCCACUACAUGUACUACGCCCAGAGUGCCUACGGCUGGCCCAUCUACGUGAUGACCCACUCAGUCACGGGUCUCUGUCAGCUCUGCUCUCGCCUCAUCUGUUGCAUGACAUGCUGCAGACGCCGAGACAGGGUUGAGGUGGUGAAGGACAACUGCUGUCGCUGCAACUACGCCACCCUGCGGAAGAUGGCUCCAGAUUCAGACAUUGAUGUGGUCUAUGUGACUUACCACGUGGACAUUGGCGAGACACCUUUCUUCGUGGCCGUAGACUAUACUAAGCAAAAAGUCGUCAUCAGCAUUCGCGGUACACUGAGCAUGCAGGACGUCCUGACGGACCUGAACGCAGAAUCCGAGUGUCUGCCUCUCAAUCCGCCUCGAGAGGAUUGGGUGGGACACAAAGGCAUGGUGCAAGCGGCUGUUUACAUCAAGCAGAAACUGGACGAGGAAAACCUCAUUCACAGAGCGCUGCAUCACAACCCCGAGCGAAAUACCCCGUCCUUCGGUUUGGUGAUUGUGGGCCACUCACUGGGCGGCGGAACGGCAGCAAUUCUGGCCAUACUGCUGAAAAAUGACCACCCCUCUCUUCAGUGCUUCAGCUACUCUCCUCCCGGUGGAUUACUGAGCAUGCCCGCUGUGGAGUACUCAAAGUCCUUCAUAACGUCCGUGGUGGUGGGCAAGGAUGUCAUACCGCGAAUUGGAUUGCAUCAAAUGGAAGCGCUCAGGGCGGAUUUAAUUAAUGCCAUAAAGCGGAGCAUCGAUCCAAAGUGGAAGACCAUCGCCUGCUCAGUAUUCUGCUGUGGCUGUGGCCCAGAACCCACUUCCGUCUCGCAAAUGUCCAGUCGAGAUGACAAUAUUAAUGCAUAUGAAGAGCAAAGGACGAGUGCCCGGAAUACCAGUGCUCAUCCAAAUGAUAGCUCCAUCGCCCUCACCCUCCACCGGCCAAUGUAUCCGCCAGGAAAAAUAAUUCACAUCGUGAGACAUCAUCCCACACCAGACGAGCACAAGUACGAGAAGGGUUGGAGGCAAUUGCUGAAGAAAAGGGAGCCCGUCUAUCAGGCAAUUUGGGCGAAGAACACCGACUUCGAUGAAGUCCUCAUUUCACCUGUUAUGUUCAAGGAUCACAUGCCAGACAAGGUGCUCGCCGCUCUUAACAAGGUUGUAACAUCACACGGACCUCGGAAACCUCAGCGUCAGCACACAAAUUGCAAUCCCUCCUCGGUGGCCAUUGACCUUCCGGAUGGCAACCACUACAAUCAUCGGCCUCAGAGUCCAGUGUCGCACAAGGUGUGCCUCGAGACAUCCUUCACGAGCCUCCAGAGUCCUAUAGAUGCGCCUCCGUCCAGCAAAGGUUCCUCUCUGGCGGGCAGCAUGCUCGGCCGGAGCAUCGACGCCUCGAGUCUCGUGGAUGACAGUGGCCUGGUGAGGAGUAUGUCUGGCCCAGCCAGUGAAGCCACCACUGUUCUCCUCGCGGAACCCAGGAAGAAUGUGGCCUUUGACAUCAAUAAGGCCGGAAGUGCUCCAUCGCCCGCACCAACAGUUCUUGCCUUCCCACGUGGAAUUCUCCAGAAGCCAGGAGUUCCUCGGAAACCCAUUAGCUUGUCCUUCACGGAGGGACGUCGUACGCCGUCGGAUGUGGUGAAGAAAAUUGACCUGAUCCAUGACGAUUGGUUUGGACUUGCGCCUCUGGCCAGUCCCGAGAGUCUGUCCGAAGUAUCCAGCAUAAGUUCUCGGGCGAGUCUGGCUGCGAGUUUAGCCACGAGUAUUGAGAAGUGUCUUGGCGGGAUAAUUCAAGCUCAGAAGGAUGAGCCUCUGAUUGAGGAGUUACACACACCGCGGAUCAUGCGGAGAGCACCCAAGAUCACUGGGAAUCUCUCCAAGUGUGGGGAUGACUGGAGAUCUGUGGAGAAGUACAAGAGAAUGGGUCAGGUGUUCAUAACGAAUCCCCGAGUGCCUUGCACGAACACCAGCAGUUCCAGUGAUGACACAUUCGGAUCUGUGGACUCCUCUAACGGCAUAGGACAUCUGAAUGAGGCCUCAAAGUCUGCUGAUAAUAUCGAUGAGAGCACAGGCGAAAUGAUAGCCACAGCUAAGCUCACGAUGAGUGACAGUGCUAUUCUGGGAGAUGUUCCAGGAACUCUGUCCGUUAACCAGUCAAUCGCUCAGCAUCCCAAAGUGACGACGGCGAGCUCGAGUGAUACCUAUCACAGUGCAAUGUCCUCCCUCUCCGCCCUGGAGCCGCUAAAUUCAAAUUCCAGCCUGAAACUUCGCUCUGGCGUCCUGGAGUCACACUUUCCCGUCUUCACCGAGUGUUCAGAAACCUCUGAUCAGACUCACUUGCUCAUGGACUCUCCACGUCGAAAGUCCCCCAGUCGCAUCAUAGGGAAGAGACGCAACACUCCGGCAGAUAAGAUUUUCGCAAAGAAUGAGUCCUUGCCAUUGCUCGCGAAUCUGGUAGAGAAGUCCAGUCCCACGAAUUUCGUGAAGCGGAAAACAUGCGUCUACCCUAUGUCCAGCUCACCCCACAAGGGUGAGAGUAAUGUUUAAGAUGGGUGACGGGAACUUUUGAUAUUUAUACAGAGUACAAGUUAAUAGGUUUACAAAGUGGGGAGACAGACAGAGUAAUAGAGCUCCCAAAUGUGUAUACAAUUUUUAUGAGCACUCACGAGGACUUGCAACUGUUGAUUUUCUGUUUUCCCCAAACUGUAUCUUAAAUCAGUCAAUCCAUGGUUUAGCUUUAGGCUAAUAAAAAGGGCGGAGCGUCCAUAUGGGCGUGGCUUAAACUUGAAUACAACAAUACUCCAAUACAUUUUAUAUUGUUUGGCCCUGACUAUGCAAUAUGUAUUUUUGAAGAAUGUUGCAAGACCUUGCAUAGAAAAAUGUCUUUAGUUAAUUACUAAAAUUAACAUUCUAGAGAUAUUUAUACCACAACUCAUAUAAUAUUGCCUCAAAUUGAGUGAAAUACUCUUGAAAAAUUAGUUCAAGAUCAAAACCAAGCAGAAAGAUUGUGCGAAAUCUAGCAAAACUUAAAUGAAUGGCAAUAGCAUUGAAUAAAUGGGGUCCAACUGUGCCAAAAUCAAACUAAAUAUUCAAGUUUGUAGAAAAUUUGGACAUUCAGUAACUAUUGCUCUAGCUUUCAGAAGCAGUCCAUAGUUAGGUACAAUACAACAUUUGGAAAUGGAAUUUCCGGCAAUUUUCCAGCGAGGGCGAAGGCGUUUAGUAAGAAUGAGACAUUUAGUGAGUGCAAUUCUAGUGAAAGAAAACAGAAUCUCUUGUCUUUAUGAAUAAAUUAGUCUGAAUUGAAAUUGAAUAUGAAUUGAGUAUUGUUGAGUAAAGAGAGUAAUUACAAUACAGUUUCAAAAAUAUCAUAAAUUUCUCACGAUUUUCACC
Messenger RNA from Phlebotomus argentipes, 4885 nucleotides. It is a transcript of the gene inaE, whose product is annotated as diacylglycerol lipase-alpha. NCBI's taxonomy places the organism in Eukaryota, Metazoa, Arthropoda, Insecta, Diptera, Psychodidae. Gene Ontology annotation, biological process: lipid metabolic process. The record is from RefSeq and is a predicted model, not a curated record. Gene Ontology annotation, cellular component: postsynaptic membrane; dendrite membrane. The transcript is spliced from 13 exons. The coding region runs from base 587 to 4042 and encodes 1151 amino acids.